AUGCAUACCAGAUCCAUCGUAGGCUAUUUCCAGGCAACUUUCUUGAUUGGCCUAUCUUCUGCAGCCACCUGUUACGACAACAAACCGUUCGGGGAUGAGAGCUUGGGAGGCGACGAUGUUGCAGCAGUCCUUCGGGCACAAGUUUCAGGCGUAUGCCAGAGCGGCAAUGCCAACGUUCAGAACAAUGACAACACCUGGAACUAUGGGCUGGUUGAGUUUCGCAUCAGGAAGGCCGAUGAUACCACUGACGUGUCUGCAUGCGAAGAUGCCUUUGGAAACAUCAUCGACCAAUGCAUUGAUGGGGACUCGGACUACCCCAAUAACCCAUUCCUACCAAUAGCUGGCACCAUUGAUGGCCUCAUCAGCUCGGCUGGCGAGGCUGUCUCUUCUUACAGCCAAGACUCGAGCGAUUCCGACAAAGCGAACGCAGCAGCAUCUUCAAUCGCAGUUGCGCUGGCAUUCGCCAGUGUCAGCGCUGCCCCCUCGAGCGUCAUCGCGUCUCUAGAAGCAGCAUCUGCAGCUGCCUCACAAGUUCAUGGCAAGAGGUGGACACUGACAAUGACAACGGAGAUGACGAUUCAUCCACCACUCAUCCACCACUACCAACUCGCCAACUUCUACGACCCUCACGACAUCGAAAUCUACAUCUACAUCGACACCUUCGUCAGUAUCGAGCUCGACGAUCACGACGACAGAGGCCCCAGUGACACCGAAUCAGACGACAGAGGCCUCAGUGACACCGAGACCUCCGGGACGAAUGCUAUCGGUGGGUCUUCCUCCAACAAGGAAGUAGUGCCGGGAUGCAAGUUAGUCGCAUCGUGGUCUUCGAACUACGGCGAUGUCUAUUACGGCGACGGCGACUGUCUGCGCGACAGUAGCAAUAACAUCAUUGACAAUCAAUGCUGCACGGCGAGCACCACGGACACCGUGGCCAAUCCCUAUUAUCAAGAGCCCGAAGAUACCUCGACUCCCGAAGAUACCCUGACUGCAAAUUGCUGGACCAGCGACCAACAGCCCAAGCAGUUGGGGGAUAUCAAAGACGUCCAAAAUCACGCCGAGGCGUUCCGCAGCGCGCUGCAGAAGCACUCGGUCGUCAUGAGCAGCGAUGACGUCCAGCUCCCCGACAGCGUGCUUUCGGAGAGCCAGGUCAAAGGGGGCACGUCGAACGGAGACUUCCUGAUUUUCAGCUUCUUGUGGUCCAAGCAGGGCUGCGCUGAUCCCGACCAGCCAACUAGCAUCGACUUCACGUACUCGCAGGACGAUUGCGUGAAGCACUAUGUCUCGCAGAACGCGGAGAAGUGUCCGUAUGGGGGCCAGGCGGUCACAGAUUGUGGGCUGUGGUUCAUCAACGCGACCUCAUAG
Anthostomella pinea is the source of this 1362-nucleotide messenger RNA. Lineage: Eukaryota; Fungi; Ascomycota; Sordariomycetes; Xylariales; Xylariaceae. The record is from the annotation of a GenBank genome assembly.